This is a messenger RNA of Cylas formicarius (sweet potato weevil), 1125 nucleotides long. It is a transcript of the gene Ftz, whose product is annotated as homeobox protein Hox-A5-like. The transcript has 4 exons. Gene Ontology annotation, biological process: anterior/posterior pattern specification; negative regulation of transcription by RNA polymerase II. Gene Ontology annotation, cellular component: nucleus. NCBI's taxonomy places the organism in Eukaryota, Metazoa, Arthropoda, Insecta, Coleoptera, Brentidae. Gene Ontology annotation, molecular function: DNA-binding transcription factor activity, RNA polymerase II-specific; RNA polymerase II cis-regulatory region sequence-specific DNA binding. The record is from RefSeq and is a predicted model, not a curated record. Bases 1 to 1125 code for a protein of 374 amino acids.
AUGAGUGCUUCGACGGAGUAUUGUGACUUUUGGAACAACGUCACGGCAAAUAAUGGUGGCGCAUACACAUCCUAUAAUAUGCAAAAAUCGGGUGGUUUCUUAAACGAGGCGCAGAACCAUUACCAGGGACAUUUUGGCGACAUGAGCAGACAUACCCACUAUUCACCUUACCCUUUCAUUCAUCAGCCGCAACAAUAUCCAGCAAUCAAAGAGGAACCAACGUACAGUACAUGCCGCUUCAACAACGCAACAACAAAUCAGCCCAAUUCAAGUUUGGAUAACUCCACGGACAAUUCCAUCGGAUCGCCGAUUAAUCAUCAUUUUCCACCAAGUUUAAACACGUUUGACAGUUGCAGACAGACGUACGAUCCGUUAAGCCAGAGAAGAGGAUCUAAUGAGGCCGCGUCGCCUAAUAAAGCCACUGAAGAAGCUAUAAUUAAGCCCGCGGACGACUCGCCAGCCCUUAGAGCCUUAUUAUCAAAACCGAGCACCGAAAAGAUUGCGUAUAGUUACAAUAAUUUGCGAAAGGGCUCGGCUUCUUGCGACGCGACCUAUUCGAAAAAAGAGUUCGAUAAUUGCGAGAGUAGCGAUAAGAAUUUUGAGGGCAAUUUGAUGGAAAAUGGCUGCGGUGGCGGCAGCGGAGAUAUCGUUGACUUUCAGAAGAAAGUGUACCCUUGGAUGAAGACGGGCCAUGAAUCGAGCGGACAAGGCAGCAAACGCACCCGACAAACUUACACCCGUUAUCAAACGCUGGAACUUGAAAAGGAAUUCCACUCUAGCAAGUAUCUGACGAGACGGCGACGCAUUGAGAUUGCACAUUCGCUUUGCCUCACCGAGAGGCAGAUUAAGAUAUGGUUCCAGAACAGGAGGAUGAAGGCUAAGAAAGACACGAAAUUCGGCCUAAACUACGACUUUGCCCCGUCCGAAGACAUAAACAUGAACCAAAAUCAGGCAUUUUCCAGCUCGCAGAGCUUUAAAAACUACUACCUAAAUGCAGCGAACGAUGCAGUCCAGGAGACAUCGAUAGUCGAUGCGACGAGGAACCUCGGCAAUCUAUACGACAGGGAUUUACCCCGACCUUUGACGCAAAUUAAAAAUAUCCCGGGACCUACGUUGUCACCCUAA